GAUUUCCAUCCUUUGGUCAUAAUCACUUCCGGUAUAACAUUUCAUGUUAGAAGGUUUACACGUCGGCUUCUCAAGUUGUCAAGAAUAAAAUUUGCAAACUGCUACUGCCAUUUUCCCGUGCUGUAAGAGGGCUGGUUACCUCCAAACGUAUUGUAUCCCUGGCUGGAAAGUUCGCUGUCGCACAGAAAAUGGCCAAGUACAAUGUUGUGUUUGUGUUGGGUGGUCCAGGAGCAGGCAAAGGGACUCAGUGUGAGAACAUUGUGAGGGAUUUUGGUUUUGUACAUCUGAGUGCAGGGGACUUGUUGAGAGAGGAACGCCAGAGGCCUGGCUCAAAAUACGGCGAGGAAAUCGAAGGACAUAUAAAAAAUGGAUCCAUAGUUCCUGUACAGAUAACAUGUUCAUUGUUGAGAAGGGCAAUGGAACAAAGUGGUAAAGACAGGUUUUUGAUUGAUGGUUUUCCAAGAAACAAAGACAACCUUGAUGGAUGGAAUGACGCCAUGACAGGCGUCGCUGAUGUCAAGAUGGUUCUCUUCUUUAACUGUUCUGAACAGGUGUGCAUAGACCGAUGUCUGGACAGAGGCAAGACAAGUGGCAGAUCUGAUGACAACUUGGAAAGUCUCAAAAAGAGAAUCCAUACCUAUACCUCGUCUACGAUGCCAAUCAUUGACCACUACCGUGCCUUAAACCUUGUGCAGGAGAUGAAUGGAGAAAAAACACCAGAUGAGGUGUUUGCUGAUGUAAAGAAAGCAUUGGAUAGCUUUAAAUUGUGAUAAACUCAGAAUAACAAAUAUUUAUUGAAUUCCACUAAAGUUUGCUGACGAUUAAGGUGUGAUUGCACAUAUUGCAUUUUGAUUUUUAAAAGGCAUCAGAUGUUACUGUGAAAAAUUAAGCAAAAAAAUCUUAAUAGGAUUUAUUUGUAAUAAUGUAUUCUUGAGGAUUGUUAUUUUGUAUUUUAUUAUCAUGGAAAUCAAGUGAGUGUUCAUCAUGGUUGUCUUUUAAAUUGUUACGCUGUACUUGUAAACUUUAGCACUUUGUAUACUAGGAGCCUUAUAUUUGCCUUCUUUUACCUUCUUUUGAAAGUAUGUGUAUUUAGUAACAAUAUAUUAUUUCAUCUAAUAGAUAUAAACAUAA
Molecule: messenger RNA, 1131 nt
Organism: Dreissena polymorpha
Lineage: Eukaryota; Metazoa; Mollusca; Bivalvia; Myida; Dreissenidae
Product: UMP-CMP kinase-like
Exons: 7
Coding region: 189-770 (193 amino acids)
Biological process (GO): 'de novo' pyrimidine nucleobase biosynthetic process; CDP biosynthetic process; UDP biosynthetic process
Cellular component (GO): cytoplasm; nucleus
Molecular function (GO): ATP binding; UMP kinase activity
Source: RefSeq, a predicted model, not a curated record